CACUGGAGAAUAGACUUCUUACAGUAUUGCUCUGACAAAACAAACCUGGAAAAGUCGCUGGAACGCCAUUUCUUGAGCUUUUUCACGGAGGGAAGAGCUGGAAUAAGAACAUUGUUAGAGGCUUGUGGAAGAUAAGGAAGCAUUCAAGCAGUGAUGGACAUAAUGAUGAUGGUGCAGGAUGCUUGUUGCUCUGGCCAGUGGCUUACUGCGGUUGUUCUCAGUCUCUGCUGCUUUUUGCCCACCUGCCUGCCUGCUGGACAACGUGUGGACUUUCCUUGGUCUGCGGUGGACAACCUGGUUGCCAGACAAGGGGACACUGCUGUUCUGAGGUGCUACCUUUCAGAUGGUGCCUCAAAGGGUGCUUGGCUGAAUCGGUCCAGUAUCAUUUUUGCCGGGGAUGAUAAGUGGUCAGUGGACCCUCGCGUAUCAAUUGUAUCGAGUAUUGGCAGUAAACGAGAGUACAGCCUACAGAUACAGAACGUGGAUGUUCCAGAUGAUGGCCAAUACACAUGUUCAGUACAAACCCAGCACAAUCCACGAACAAUGCAGGUGCAUUUAACAGUACAAGUUCCCCCGAAGAUAUAUGACAUCUCUUCUGACAUUGUUGUUAAUGAAGGCACCAACAUCACACUUAUUUGCCUGGCCAGUGGGAAACCGGAGCCUUACAUCUCUUGGAGACAUAUAACCCCAUUAGCCAAGACGUUUGAAACUGGAGAGUACCUAGUGAUAACUGGAAUUACUAAGGACCAGGCCGGAGACUAUGAAUGCAGUGCUGAAAAUGAUGCAUCAUUCCCUGAUAUGAAGAAAGUGAAAGUCACAGUAAACUUUCCUCCGGCAAUAUUGGAAAUGAAGCAUGCUGGAGUGGGUGUGGGACGCACUGUAUUAAUAAGGUGUGAAACAGCUGCAGUGCCAGCUCCUCUCUUUGAGUGGUACAAAGGCGAAAGAAAGCUUUCCAAUGGGCGACAAGGGAUUAUUAUUCAGAACUACAGCACAAGAUCUGUUCUCACUCUGUCCAACAUGACAGAGGAUCAUUACGGUAACUACACAUGUGUCGCUGUCAACAAGCUCGGAACAGCCAACGCCAGCCUGCCUCUAAUCCCACCGAGCACUGCACAAUAUGGGAUUACAGGAAGCGCUGAAGUUCUUUUUUCCUGGUGGUACCUGGUGCUGGCGCUUUCCUCCUACAUGAGCAUAUAUUAAAAGAAGAUCACCACUCACAACGAAUGUAAAGAACCCUAAGAGCAUUUACGAAUCCUUUCAUAUGGUUGACGACUGGAUCCAAUCUGGUACAGUUUGUUAAAAGCAGCGUGGGAUAUAAUCAGCAUUACUUGAUGUGGGAAUGAUCACCUUCUGUAGAAUUGCUCAUUAUGUAAAUACCUGAAUUCAACUUUUUUUCUGAUUAUCCACAUUACCUUGUGAAUCAGUACACAUUGUUCUAUUCAAAACAUAAAA
Polyodon spathula (Mississippi paddlefish) is the source of this 1452-nucleotide messenger RNA. Its product is annotated as neuronal growth regulator 1-like. Gene Ontology annotation, cellular component: neuron projection. The transcript is spliced from 7 exons. Bases 154 to 1200 code for a protein of 348 amino acids. The record is from RefSeq and is a predicted model, not a curated record. Lineage: Eukaryota; Metazoa; Chordata; Actinopteri; Acipenseriformes; Polyodontidae.